Messenger RNA from Chilo suppressalis (striped riceborer), 4404 nucleotides. Lineage: Eukaryota; Metazoa; Arthropoda; Insecta; Lepidoptera; Crambidae. The record is from the annotation of a GenBank genome assembly.
ACAGUCAUUCGGCCGUUGAAAUUAUGUAACAACCAUAACAACUGGAAUGUACCCGCCACAAAAAAAUAUGUACCACCAUCCGCGAGGAAUCGACAACGAGUAAGUACUUAUCAUUGAGCGCACAGCGGGUUGCGGUUGCGGCACAUUGUGCAACCGGAUCCCACGGCCAGAUGGUAAAAGUGACAAUUCGGCGAUUCACGGCCAUUUUCACUGUUAGAAAAAUCGCGCAAAUAAUCGGGCGGCAAAACGAUUAGAGGCGGGCUUUAUGGACGCUUUCUAGGUGUGCUGACUGCUUCAGAGCAGAGCACAGAUCGCGACGCGCGCGCGCAGCUGCCGGACGAACAAAUGUUUACUCACCGUUCGAUAAAAGCCGAGGCAGCCUCCACAGAAGCCACAAGCGUUCGCUCAGUCGCGCACCACCCGCCAGUGUGGUAACUGAUCCUUUUCGUAAGCGGCCACGUAUAUAACAAAAAAAAGGCACAAUCCAGCGCAGAAAUGCGGACGGCGCUGAUCUGUUUACUGGCCGUCGUGGCCCUCGCGGCCGCUGGGGAGUACGCCGCGGAGGAACCCUGGGUCGAAGAGGAAGAUGUGGAGGACAAUUACGAUGAUGAAGCGACGGAGGAGACGCACAGCCGAAGAAGGCGGGAAGUCUACGUCGAGGGUCCUUACGACGAACACAUAAGGAUCAAGAGGUGCGACGAUGAGCCGGUGUACCGCGUGCGCCGCUCACAGGAAUACGUGCGAUUUCCACGCCAAGUCCACCAGUAUGAGGUGCACGAGUUUUCUGACGAUGCCGCCCCCGAGUCGCCUCCUUACGAAGAAAUGUUGGCGGCCAGCGCAGACCAUUACCACAGAGUGUACGCGGCUCCGGGGCAGCCGGCCGCGAGGUAUCUCAACCCUGAAGUGAGUGAGGGAGUAUUGUCACCUGUGGCGUCUCACCCUGUGCAAUAUGUCGCGGCCCCUAACCCUGUGCUUAAACCAAAGUAUGUCGAUAACAUUCAGGUUGUGGCACCCCCUAAUGCUAAUGUGUUCGGCGAUCAUGUCAAGUUCGUGGCUCCGGAGAAGGCUACCCACCCUGUUCAUUUUUUGGGUCACACCGGUGUGAGUGUGGCGGCGGCCCCAGCGGGACCGCUCCCCGCGGCCGUGGCCCCAGUGCCCGUGGUGGUAGGGCCCGUGCCGUUGAAGCAGUUGUCAGGAGACCUGCUGGGCUCGGCCGCUGAUCAUCACGAUAAGCAUCAUCAUGGUCAUGAGUCGGGUGGUGGACAUCAUCAUCACGGUGCUCAUCAUGGCGAACACGGAGGGAAGCACACUGAAGGGUAUGCAGGACACCACCACGUAGACAAAGGCGCUAAAGGUUUCAAGACCGACCACAACCACCGCAAGGAGUACGAGGAGGCCGCUGGCAAGAAGCACAAGCAUCACGACCACGCUGGCCACAAGGGCAGCCACGAAGAGGAGGCGCAUGGCUCCAGAGGCGCCAAGUUCGACGAGAAGAAAGGACACAAGAAAGGGCACAAGACGAAAGGCUACCACAACAAAUACCACAAGGACGAGUUCCACAAGGAGCACAAGUUCUACGACGACUUCCACAAGAGCGGCGAGCACCACCGCUACGGCAAGUUCCAUGCCAAGCACGCCAGCAACGAGAGCGGUAAGAAGAAGGCGCACCACGUCAACGCCGGACACGACAUUAUGGAGCGAGGCAAGAAGGGAUACAGCAACAAGGGCCACACGGACGCCGACCACAAGGGGUACGAAGGCAAGCACGGACAUGACGAGCACCACGAACACCAUUCCCACCACGGCAAGAAAGGCGGCAAGGAUGGAGGUUCCCACUGGGGCUACCAACAGAAGCACUAGUCCUUAUCACCAAGACAUAAGGCUUCAUUUCUCCACGACGCUACUUCACGGAUGGUCCUGUCAGUUAUUGGCUCUAGUGUUCGUUAUGCAGAUAACGUUUUACUCUGGCCUGAGGUACUAAGGAUAUUUACAUAUUGCACGAUGCGGCAACGCCCGACCAUAUAGGCGGACGUCGCAGUCGUGCUACAGCGCUGCGGUGUAGUGUAUAACAAUACAUCGGGGUCUCGCAUUUUUUGAUGAAUUUUCCUGCGAAUUCUGUUCAUACGUAAUGUAAAAACAAUAUACAGUAAGGCUGGCAUUUCUCAAGGCUAUUUGCAAUUGCUAUUUAUAAUUUGGACAGCAGAAUCACCUUUUCAGUCCAUAAAAAGCACGAAAUGGUUAAUACUGCAAACUUUUAAUACUAAAUUUAUACUUCAAAAUGUCUACAAUUCUGCCAACGGUUAUUUCUUUCUAUAAGAUUUAACUAUGCUCAACAACGCGCCAUAAGAACGCAGUUCUGACCACUUGCAGUGCAAUAUGUAAAUGCCUUAAACCCUAAACGUUUCUAGGGGUAAUUUUUCAUUCUCAUCAGCUAGUACAAUACUUAGAUCCUAGAUAACGUUCAAUCAAAAAUCCAACUGUGGUCCUAUUCUGGAAGAACAAACUUACUUUUUCAGUUCGGAAUACGCCGGUGUCAUUUGAAUUGUAUUUGAAAUUCAUGUUUUAUAAUUUUAAAUCACACCACGGGUUCAGAGGUAUAAAAUGAGGCUGUUCUUAAAGUAUAGCACAAGCCUCAGAAUACUACAAGUUAUAGAAUUUCGUUUGAACUAUACUGUUUCCAGUAUUUUAAUGAUAGUUCAGAGUUUUUCUAAAGUACCGGUGGUAGUAGUAGAUAUAAUUUUGAGAAGAAUGUCAUUGUAGUUGAUGUGUGCGACAAUUUUAUAAAUAAGGCACAAAUUUUUUUUUAAGUAUUGCAUUAAAAAAAACGAGCUAACGUUUUAAAGCAACACUUGUUCAUUGUUAGUUGAUCUUUUGAAGAAAAAUAUAAUGAAAAACAUAGAUUUCAACAUUGCAUUUGCAUUUUCUAUUUCAUGUAAAAAACUAGUUAAAAAGAAGUAAAAAGAUACUUUAUUGCCUUGCAUUAAAGAGCAAUCGGAUUAUAGCAUCUAAAAAUAAUUUAUGUAACAAAUUGUUUUCUUCGAAUAGCUCCAUUUAGUUAUUCGUUUUGUGCGCUGCCAAUCAAUUGUCUGUAAAGCAUCGUCAUUAAUUUCCACCGCAAUACUUAUUGAGCAACUAUCGUCGUUACAUUCAAAAAUUACAACAUUUUUAUUCAGAGACUACAACAAUACAAAAGAAAAAUGCAUGUACUAAUGAAUUAUUUUCUGAUUGCGAACUGUAUCAAUAACAUUGAGGAAUCGGUAUUUGACCCAAAAUACGAAAAAGACAACUAUCGAGUUUUUCGUAAUACGCUUCGAGACCGGAACUAAUCGGCCGAAAGCCGUCGUCUAUUAAGAAAACUGCCUGCUAUUUUAUUCUAUAUCACUUUUUAUGCGUCGCACUAGUUUAGAUUCUAUUUAUUUUCUCGAGCGACUGUGAACUACAUAAAGUUCAAGAUCACUUUUGAGUAAUUUUUCGAAAGUAUAUAUAUCAACAGUGUUUAAGAAUCAAAUAAGCAAUAUUUAUAAAAAAAUAUAGAUGCACUCAUCUAUUUAUUGACGAAUUACAUACGUUAAUUCGUUACGUAUACGUUGAGACGACAAAACGUCAAUUAAUAAAUAAAUCAGUGCAUGUAUACCGUUGAAACUUGUUUUAUUUAAUGAGUGGUGUGCGUGAAAUCUCAUGAAACAAAUAAUAUUAAUUAUUUGUCAUUGGAAUUAACUUGGGUUGAUUUCCUUUAAAUUAUUAACUUUAAAUUACAAAUACUUCAAAAUAUAAUAAUUACAAAAUUCAGGAGUACCUUCUUACCCCUCGUUUACACCAAGGUAUAAUACAUGUAAAUACCAGAUUUUAUACAAUGUCUUAAUUUUUAUGUUCACGCUCAUAUACAUGUAUAAAACAUGUAGUAUGCAAUACUUGCAUCAAACUUUUUGGCUACACAAAAUAUGUGAAGUAAAUAAUGAUUUAUACUUGUAAUGAUACUCGUUGUCUAUGAAGUGUAAACAAAAGUAUGUCACUACACAACAAGGAUUCUACAAGUUUUGUGUAAAACUAGUAUAUGACUUGUUUCUUGGUGUAAAAGAGGAAGGGCGGGAGGAGAAGAGAUACAUAGAAGUUAAUGUAAACAGCUUAUCUUCUGGAAGACUGGAUUUGGUAAUGCAGAUUGGAUAUAUAUUUUAUUGCAAAAAUAAAACUUGAUACCUGAACACUUUUGAUGUGUUUAUUGUAAAAUUAAUUGAUAUAAGCUUGCUAUGUUAUAAUAGAUGUGUAUUUUUAAAAUUACAUGUAAUUUGUCUGUAACAAACUUAAUAUCAUUCUGAUAUUCAUAAAUAGUAUCUUCAGUUAUUUUUUUGUAAAUAAUGUUGUGCUUAAUUAUAUCGUUACUUAGAAUUUAAGUUGUUAAUUUUU